UGUCGCUGCAUGUAUGAUACAUACUAACUUCGGGCGCUACAUCACUUAACAGAACAAUUUGUACACUGUAGCAGCGCAUUUUGAUGCUGCUUGAAUAUAAAUAUAACACGGCGUAUGGUGCCACGCCACCGUUCAACUCCUCCGGUUUCGGAUGGCAAGUGAAGCACGCAAGCCCGUUUAGCCAAUUAGGGGCCGCUUUGCUAGGACGUCGGAUUUCAUGGCGAAAAUACUGAGGUGGGGUCUUCUCUGCUGACUUUGGAAAGAAACGUUUUAAUAUAUUUGACAUACCGAUUGCAUCGCGGAGAAUCAUGUGUCUUUUCGGGUAAACGGGGAAGGAAGCGUUUCGACAUUGAAAACUGAGAGCAAACAGAAGGAUUUAUUUCCAGCAAUUUCCAGAUUUAUGCCUGUUGCUGUUGACUAUACAAUGAAAAAGAGGCGAAAUACCAAGCAGAAGGACAAAUUUUCCUCCAGUUCUGAAAAAAAUGUCUCGUCUGAUAUGUUGGCGGAUGAUUGCAGUAACUGUUGUUUGGGUAUUGAAUGUCAUCAGAUAAAUCCAUACCCUCUUCUAGAAGGACAAAAAAAGCACUUACGCUGCACACAGUAUAAUAGAAACUUUCUUCAGUUCCUAAAUGCUGACCGACUAAAGCCAUCUUCCUUCUGCGACCUAAUUAUAAUGGUUGAAGGAAAACAGUACACUGCACACAAGGUGGUUGUUUCUUUUGGUAGUAGUUAUUUCAAUGCUCGCUUGAGUAAAAAUCCUGAAAUGAAUCGUGUCAUGUUGGACCAUGUCACAGAUACAGCAUUCCAGCAUUUGCUGGAAUUUUUAUACACCUCUGAAUUUACAAUAUAUGAAAGUGAAAUCCCAUCACUUGUUGAGGCAGCCAAAUUCCUAGACAUAAUUGAUGCAGUAAAUCUGCUGACAAGUGAAGGAAUUGCAUUAUCUACACAAACGGGACAGGUUGUUGAAGAAACUUCAUACAGUGUGGAAUGUGCAGCAAUAUCAGAGGACAGUGGUGCAGACCCUUCUACCAAUCAAUGCACAAUAUGCAGUCGGCGCUUUUGUUAUAGAAAAUCUCUUGAAAAUCAUUUAGCAAAGUCUCACAGUGCUGUUUUGGAAGGAAAAUCUGAUGAAGGAUCUAAAACAUUUGAGGACACAGAACAUGUGACAAGGAGGUCUGUCCGUAUGCGCAAGUGCCCUAUAAAAUUUGGCAGUGAUGAAUGUUCAGAGACAUCAGAUGACAGCAGUUCAGAUAAAACGUGUAGUGAAGAGGACAAAUUCAGCUUCUCUGAAGAGGAAGACUCUGAGAGUGAAGAUGAGGAAGACCCGUCUGAAGGAGCGUCUAGUGAAUCAGAUGCACAGCAGCCUAGUGACAAUGAAAAUAUAGAUGCAGAAGCUCCUAGUCAGAGUUUCCCAGAAGGUCUUGCACCAGUCAUUGUUCAGAGCGCCAAUAAGAAAAUACUUAAAUGUCCAAAGUGUGAUAAAACCUUCGACCGAGCAGGGAAGUAUGAAAGUCAUACACGGGUGCAUACAGGAGAGAAGCCCUUUAAGUGUGAAAUUUGUCAGCAGUGCUACUCAACAAAAUCAAAUCUCGCUGUUCACAAGAAAAAACACAUCAAUGAAACAGUGUUUCAAAAGAAAGAGCAUAAAUGCCCAUACUGCAGUAAACUGCAUGCCAGCAAAAAAACCCUAGGAAAGCAUGUCAAGAGAUUUCAUCCUGACCAUAUUCAGGAAUUUAUGUCAGUCAAGAGGAAAAAGGCAGAAGGAUGGAAAUGUGAUAUAUGCAACAAAUCAUUUACACGCAGACCACACCUUGAAGAGCACAUGAUUCUUCAUACACAAGAUAGACCUUUUAAAUGUGCUUACUGUGAUGACCACUUCAAGUCGAGAUUUGCAAGACUAAAGCAUCAAGAGAAGUUUCACUUAGGUCCAUUUCCAUGUGACAUCUGUGGACGACAAUUUAAUGACACUGGAAAUCGUAAACGCCACAUUGAAUGCACUCAUGGAGGAAAGAGGAAGUGGACCUGUUUCAUCUGUGGAAAAUCUGUAAGGGAAAGGACAACACUGAAGGAACAUUUGAGAAUUCACAGUGGAGAAAAGCCUCAUCUUUGUAGCAUUUGUGGGCAAAGUUUUCGACAUGGAAGCUCAUAUAGACUUCAUCUUCGUGUGCACCAUGAUGAUAAACGAUAUGAAUGUGAUGAGUGUGGAAAGACCUUCAUUCGUCAUGAUCACCUGACAAAACAUAAAAAAAUACACUCAGGAGAGAAAGCACACCAGUGUGAAGAGUGUGGGAAGUGCUUUGGCCGCAGGGAUCAUUUGACAGUUCAUUACAGAAGUGUUCAUCUUGGAGAAAAGGUGUGGCAAAAAUAUAAAGCUGCAUUGCAUCAGUGUGAAGUUUGUAAAAAAGAAUUUAAAGGAAAAUCAAGUUUGGAAAUGCAUUUUAGGACACAUUCUGGGGAGAAACCUUACAAGUGCCAAGUCUGCAACCAGACUUUCAGAAUAAAGAAGACAUUAACAAAACACAUGGUGAUUCACUCAGAUGCCCGUCCAUUCAACUGUCCUCAUUGUAAUGCAACGUUUAAAAGGAAAGACAAAUUAAAAUAUCACAUUGAUCAUGUUCACAUUACAAAAUCUGCAGAACAGUGUUCCACAGACCCGUCAGAGGAGAAAAUAGUCUCCUUGAUAAUACCAUAUGAUGGUAAAAUGUAUCACAACGAAGCAAAGCAGUAUGGUGAACAGUCCAAAGCAUACCAGCCUGAAACAAAGUCCAUUCUACAAAAUGUCCCUUCAGAGGUCUGUGUACCAGUUGCCCUUGUGCCUGUGCCAAUUCCAGAUGUUUCAACCCAAGUGGACCUUGUAAGGCACACCACUCCUCUGCCAUCUCAGUCUCAUGAUGUCCUUCCUGCACAACAGCCUCCACAACAAAAUGACUACCAGUCUGCCACAGACCUUGUUUUUUUAGAAAAAUAUACAUUGACUCCACAACCUGCCAGCAUUGUUCAUCCAGUGCGACCUGAGCAGAUUCUUGAUCCACGGGAACAGUCUAUUCUGGGCACGUUGCUAGGGCUUGAUACAACUUCAUCUGUACAAAAUCUUACCACCGCAGAACAUAAUCAGUAAUAUAUUUUAAAAGACCUUUUUAAUCACUGCAGUUUUCCUCCUUAAAAACCAAUUACCAGUUAUAGGGCAUGGACACUUAUUCAGCUAUGCUUUUGCCAGAACAUUAUAAGUCGAGUUACAAAUCAAGGAAAUUAUUCAUCAAAUAUGUGUAUCAUUUAUCAUAAUCAGUUAUUUUUUUUUAAUCAUUAUGAAUGGAAUUAUUGUUAAUGUACAGUAUUAUCUGUAUCAAAUAUUAAUUGCAAUUAGUAUUUUUAUGCAAUUAGAAUAUUGUUAAUCA
Molecule: messenger RNA, 3395 nt
Organism: Erpetoichthys calabaricus (reedfish)
Lineage: Eukaryota; Metazoa; Chordata; Cladistia; Polypteriformes; Polypteridae
Gene: zbtb41
Product: zinc finger and BTB domain containing 41
Exons: 11
Coding region: 401-3118 (905 amino acids)
Biological process (GO): regulation of transcription by RNA polymerase II
Molecular function (GO): protein binding; RNA polymerase II cis-regulatory region sequence-specific DNA binding; DNA-binding transcription factor activity
Source: RefSeq, a predicted model, not a curated record